Molecule: messenger RNA, 3327 nt
Organism: Contarinia nasturtii (swede midge)
Lineage: Eukaryota; Metazoa; Arthropoda; Insecta; Diptera; Cecidomyiidae
Gene: Clbn
Product: nuclear export mediator factor NEMF homolog
Exons: 6
Coding region: 114-3218 (1034 amino acids)
Biological process (GO): rescue of stalled cytosolic ribosome; ribosome-associated ubiquitin-dependent protein catabolic process
Cellular component (GO): RQC complex
Molecular function (GO): ribosomal large subunit binding; tRNA binding
Source: RefSeq, a predicted model, not a curated record
CAGUACGUAUUAUUAUUUGGUACAAAGUUAUUUUCUUUUAUUUGUCAUUAAAUUGUUCGUCUGUUCUGCAACAAAUUUAUAGUUCAUAAGCGUCCUUUUUGUGUUAAAUCAUCAUGAAGAAUCGAUUUAAUAGUUAUGAUGUUGCUUGCAUCACAGCUGAACUCCAAAAAUUGGUUGGUUUGCGUGUGAAUCAAAUUUAUGACAUUGAUAACAAAACCUACUUGAUAAAAUUACAAGAUAAAGAUGUAAAACAAACGCUUUUGUUUGAAUCGGGCAUUCGGUUUCAUACGACGGCAUUUGAAUGGCCAAAGAAUCCAUCACCAUCCGGAUUUACCAUGAAAUUGCGUAAGCAUUUGAAAAACAAACGUCUCGAAAGCUUACAGCAAAUGGGCACCGAUCGUAUAAUUGACUUUCAGUUUGGUAUUGGUGAUGCCACUUAUCAUCUGAUUUUGGAAUUGUAUGAUCGUGGUAAUUUGAUUUUGUGCGAUCAUGAAAUGACCAUUCUCAACGUAUUGCGACCACACACUGAGGGCGAAGAAGUACGUUUUGUUGUCCGGGAAAAAUAUCCAGAGGCACGUGCACGUGUGAAUGCAAAUCGACCGAGCGAUGAAAUCAUACGUGAGGUCUUAGGCAAUGUGAAAUCUGAUGAUUCUCUCAAACGAAUUUUGACACCGAUUUUAGAUUGUGGUCCAACGGUUUUAACUCAUGUUCUGAUGAAGUAUGAUCUGGACAAUUGCAAGGUGAAAGGUCAUGGGAGCGAUAAGGUUGCCGUUGAAGAAACACCAGUGAACGAGAAUCAAAAGGGCAAAACGAAAAAAGGAAAACAACAAAAAGCUAAAGAUAACAACAGUUCGGCGCGGUUCUUUGACGAAACAAAAGAUUUUGAUACGUUGGUAAAGGCAUUGAAUGAAGCGAAUGACAUCAUGAAAACUGUUGAUCGCAAAGAUAAUGAACCACAUGGAUUUAUCAUUCAAAAAACCGAAAUGAAACCAUCAAGCACCGAGGGUGCCGAACCGGAAGAAUUCCAUUAUAACGUUGAAUAUCAUCCGUAUUUAUUUGAACAGAAUCGUACGUCCAAAUACAAAGAAUUUGCCACAUUUGAUGCGGCUGUCGAUGAGUUCUAUUCUACAAUGGUUGGUCAAAAAAUCGAUUUGAAAACGUAUCAACAGGAAUGCGAAGCAUUAAAAAAACUAUCGAAUGUGCGUAAAGAUCAUGAAAAACGGUUAGAAGAAUUGAAUAAAGCGCAGCUAUUGAAUAAACAACGUGCCGAGUUAAUCACCCGAAAUACGGAAUUGAUCAAUAGCGUGUUGGUGACAAUGCGCAGUGUAAUUGCCAAUCAAAUGUCAUGGGAGGAUAUAAAGGAAUUUGUUAAAAAUGCACAAGCAGCUGGUGACAAGGUGGCAAAUAGCAUCAAACAAUUGAAAUUAGAAACAAAUCAUGUGGCAUUGUUACUUACCGAUCCCUAUGCAGCAUUCGAUCAAUCGGAACCCGAUGCGGAAACGGCCGAUAGUGAUGAUUUGCCAUCGAUGGUGGUGGACAUUGAUUUGGGUUUGUCGGCUUAUGCAAAUGCCACUCGUUACUAUGAUCAAAAACGUAGUGCCGCAGACAAGGAAAAUCGUACCAUCGAGUCAUCGACCAAAGCCUUGAAGAAUGCCGAACGAAAAACUCAGGAGCAUUUGAAAGAAGUGCGCACCAUUUCGAAUAUUUCCAAGGCACGUAAAGUGUUUUGGUUUGAGAAAUUUUAUUGGUUCAUUAGUACAGAAAAUUAUUUGGUAAUUGGCGGACGAGACCAGCAACAAAAUGAAUUGAUUGUCAAACGAUAUUUGCGUCCGAAUGAUAUUUACGUGCAUGCAGACAUACAGGGUGCUUCAAGUGUUGUCAUUCGAAAUCCGUUUACUGGAAAUUCAUCCGAUCCACAGGCUAUCAUUCCACCAAAAACACUACUCGAAGCUGGCGCUAUGGCCAUUUCGUAUUCGGUUGCAUGGGAUGCGAAGGUAACAACAAGCGCAUACUGGGUGCGAGCCGAGCAAGUCAGUAAAACCGCACCAACGGGAGAAUAUCUUGAGACAGGUAGUUUCAUGAUAAGAGGAAAAAAGAAUUUCUUACCGCCAUGCCAUUUGAUUUUGGGUCUUAGCAUUAUGUUCAAAUUGGAAGAGUCAUCGAUAGCACGACAUGCUGGCGAGCGCUGUGUACGAACCUUUGACACCGAUGCACAAAAAAAGUAUGAACUUAAUGCUGAAAGUGUACAAAGUGAAGAUGUUGCAGAAGCGCAACAAUCAGAUAAAGAGGAUACAGCGGCCGCAAAUGAAGACAGUGAUAGUUCAGAUAGCGAUGAUGACGCAAACCAUUUUCCAGAUACUCAUAUCAAAAUUGGCGGCCUAAGUACUCAAGUUAGUCAAAUAAGUAUUGAAUCGAGCAAAACUGCGGAAACGGCUGCUGGCAAUGACGAUGAUGAAGAAGAAGGUGCUAUUAUCCAUGCAGCACCUCAGCAAUUACCACGCAAAAAUCGUGUCAUUCAAAAAGCGAAAGGAAAACAUAGCGAUUCAAAGAAAAAACAACAACAACAACCACAACAACAGAAAAUGGAGAAAAAUGAUAAUGUUGGUGAAAAUGAAAAAUCGAAGUCGGGUUUUAAACGCGGUCAAAAGAGCAAAUUAAAAAAAAUCAAAGAAAAAUACAAGGAUCAAGACGAAGAAGAGAAACAAAUGCGAAUGGAAAUUUUGAAGUCGGCCGGCAACAAGAAGCCCAACGAAACAAAGGAAAAAGAAAACGAAAAAGCCGAUUCGGAAAAUUCAAAACGAAAUCCAAUGCACCAAAGCGGCAAAAAACCACAAUGGGAGAAUAAAAGUGCUGAAGCAGCAGCAGCAGGUGAUGUCGAAGCUGGCGAUGAAGAUGAAAAUCUUGGUGAUGGCAAUGAUACUGAUUUAUUAAACUCGUUGACCGGUUGCCCAGUUGAUGAAGACGAAUUACUCUUUGCACUGCCCGUUGUCGCACCGUAUAAUGCAUUACACAAUUACAAGUACAAAGUUAAAAUAACACCGGGCACAGGACGACGAGGUAAAACUUCGAAGACCGCAUUCGCAAUGUUCUUAAAGGAGAAGCUGUGUUCAAACCAAGAAAAAGAUCUUAUUAAAGCCAUUAAACCGGAUGCGGCGGCACGAAACAUGCCCGGAAAAGUAAAACUUUCAGCACCACAAAUGCAACGCUUACGGAAUUAAAUUCUAUAAAUUGUUUCUAACAAAUAAAAAUUCUUUGUGAUUUUCCAUUUAAUUUUUGUUAUCGGUGAAAAAGAAUAAUAAUAAUAAAAAUCAAUCUAUUAAAUCAGAA